Theobroma cacao (cacao) is the source of this 1798-nucleotide messenger RNA. RefSeq names its product tubulin alpha-3 chain-like. The record is from RefSeq and is a predicted model, not a curated record. Gene Ontology annotation, biological process: microtubule-based process. NCBI's taxonomy places the organism in Eukaryota, Viridiplantae, Streptophyta, Magnoliopsida, Malvales, Malvaceae. Gene Ontology annotation, molecular function: GTP binding; structural constituent of cytoskeleton. Gene Ontology annotation, cellular component: microtubule.
AAGGAAAUCAAAUCCUCCAUCGCAUUUUCGCAUUGCAGAAGCAAAAAAUUUCCAAGGAAAGGCGUCUUAAUAAACGUCGUUCUCUUUCUCGUUCAUUAUCGAUACCAUUUUCUUUCAUUUCCUUUUCUCGGUUGGUUUUUCUGUUUUCUCAGAGAAAAUGAGGGAGUGCAUUUCGAUCCACAUCGGCCAGGCCGGUAUUCAGGUCGGCAAUGCCUGCUGGGAACUUUACUGUCUUGAGCACGGCAUUCAGCCUGAUGGCCAGAUGCCAAGUGAUACAACCGUUGGUGGAGGAGAUGAUGCUUUCAACACCUUCUUCAGUGAAACUGGUUCUGGAAAGCACGUCCCUCGUGCAGUGUUUGUAGAUCUUGAGCCCACUGUCAUUGAUGAGGUUAGGACCGGAACAUACCGCCAACUCUUCCACCCUGAACAGCUCAUUAGUGGCAAGGAAGAUGCAGCUAACAAUUUUGCUCGUGGCCAUUAUACCAUUGGGAAAGAGAUUGUUGAUCUUUGCUUGGACCGCAUCCGCAAGCUUGCUGACAAUUGUACUGGUCUACAAGGGUUCCUUGUUUUUAAUGCUGUUGGUGGGGGUACUGGUUCAGGACUCGGUUCCCUUCUGCUGGAACGUCUCUCAGUGGACUAUGGCAAGAAGUCCAAGCUUGGGUUCACUGUGUAUCCCUCACCCCAGGUUUCAACCUCUGUUGUUGAGCCCUAUAACAGUGUCCUCUCUACCCAUUCCCUUCUGGAACAUACAGAUGUUGCUGUGUUACUUGAUAAUGAAGCCAUAUAUGAUAUAUGCAGGCGCUCUCUUGACAUUGAGCGUCCUACUUACACCAACCUUAACCGCCUUGUUUCUCAGGUGAUAUCAUCACUGACUGCCUCCUUGAGGUUCGAUGGUGCCUUAAAUGUGGAUGUAACUGAAUUUCAGACCAACCUUGUGCCAUACCCCAGGAUUCACUUCAUGCUUUCUUCUUAUGCUCCUGUCAUCUCAGCUGAGAAGGCCUACCAUGAGCAGCUGUCUGUCGCAGAGAUCACCAACAGUACAUUUGAGCCCUCAUCGAUGAUGGCCAAGUGUGAUCCUCGCCAUGGCAAGUACAUGGCUUGCUGCUUAAUGUACAGAGGUGAUGUGGUGCCUAAGGAUGUCAAUGCUGCUGUGGCGACCAUCAAAACUAAGCGCACCAUCCAAUUUGUUGACUGGUGCCCAACUGGAUUCAAGUGUGGCAUUAACUACCAGCCUCCAACUGUUGUUCCGGGUGGUGAUCUUGCUAAGGUGCAGAGAGCUGUGUGUAUGAUCUCCAACUCCACCAGUGUUGCAGAAGUAUUCUCUCGUAUUGACCACAAGUUUGACCUCAUGUAUGCAAAGAGGGCAUUUGUGCACUGGUAUGUUGGUGAGGGCAUGGAGGAAGGUGAGUUCUCUGAAGCCCGUGAGGAUCUUGCUGCCUUGGAGAAGGAUUACGAGGAGGUUGGUGCUGAGUCUGCUGAGGGUGAAGAUGGAGAUGAGGGAGAUGAGUACUAAGAAUUGAAUGUGUAUUUCUGGUCCUUCAGUCUGCUUUUCUUGAGUGAUGCCUGGUGUUACUAUGCUUUCAUAAUAGUUGGACAUGAUUCUAGUUAUCUUACUUGAGGUGCUGCUUUGCUUUGUUGAAGUAGCUUGACUUUGUUGCUGCACUAAAACUUUUAUUAAUGAUAUAUGCUUGUGGCUUUGUGUUCUAAGAUUUGCUUAUUCAUAUGAAAUGGCAUCACUUUGAACAGUACACGUAUUAUGGUAUUAUGAAGUAUGAGCCUUUAAAUGGCUGUUUAAUAA